AUGCUUUCAAAUAUCAUCGCUAAAAACUUCAAAAGCGCCGCCUAAUUCAACAAGGUUGCUUGCUCGACUUUCUCAACCUGGUCAACAUUAGAAGCUGCACCACCCGAUCCAAUUCUCGGUUUAAAUGAAGUAUUCAAAAAGGAUCCAAAUCCAAAGAAAGUCCUUUUAGGAAUGGGAGUUUACAGAGAUAAUGAAAACAAGCCAUAUAUCUUAAACUGCAUUAGAAAGGCUGAAUAAAUCAUAAUUGACAGAAAGAUGGAUCAUGAAUAUGCUGGCAUUCAAGGUAUUGAUUCAUUUAUAGCCAAUGCAUUAAAGCUUGCAUAUGGAGCUGAUAGUCAACUUCUUAAGGAUGGAAGAGUUGCUGGAGCAUAAUCAAUCUCAGGAACUGGUUCAAUAAGAUUAGGUUUUGAUUUCCUUUCACAAUUCUACCCUAACAAACAAGCUGAAGUCCUUGUACCAAACCCAACUUGGCCAGUUCACAGGACCAUUCCAGGUAAAGUUGGAAUGAAAGCUGUUUAAUAUAGAUAUUACGAUCCAAAGACCAGAGGUCUUGAUUUCUAAGGUCUCUAAGAAGAUCUUGACAAAGCAAAGAACGAUUCAAUUGUUCUUUUCCACGUCUGUGCACACAACCCAACUGGUGUUGAUCCAACUCCAGCUCAAUGGAAAGAUAUUCUUGAAGUUGUUAAGAGAAAGAACCACUUUGUUUGUUUUGAUUCCGCAUAUUAAGGAUUUGCCUCAGGAGAUCUAUAAAAGGAUGCCUAUUCACUUAAUCUUUUCACUUCAGAAUAUGAUAGAAUCAUGCUCUUCCAAUCAUUUGCCAAGAAUUUCGGUAUCUAUGGACAAAGAGCUGGCUGCCUCUCACUUGUCACUGGCAGCAAGAAGGAGACAGAGGUUGUAAUGUCAAGAGUAAAGGAAUUGGCAAGAGCCUUUUACUCAAACCCACCUAUUCAUGGAGCUAGAUUAGUUGAUAUUGUCCUUAGCGACCCUGCCUUGACAAAUGAAUGGCACAGUGAAUUAAAGGUCAUGUCAGGUAGAAUGGCAACUAUGAGAACAGGGCUUGUAGAAAAUCUUAAGGCUAGAGGCAGCUAACAUAGCUGGAGACAUAUCACCGAUCAAAUUGGUAUGUUUGCUUACACUGGUCUUACAAAGGAGAUGGUUGAUGAACUUAGAGCUAAAUACUCCAUCUAUAUGUCUGGUGAAGGUAGAAUUUCAAUCUGUGGUCUCAACACCCACAACUUAGAAUAUAUUUCAGAUGCUUUCCACGCAGUUACUAAGGACAAAUAGAUUUGA
Stylonychia lemnae is the source of this 1290-nucleotide messenger RNA. Lineage: Eukaryota; Ciliophora; Spirotrichea; Sporadotrichida; Oxytrichidae. The record is from the annotation of a GenBank genome assembly.